CGACGGCGUACCUUGAAACCCUAAACCUUGCAGAUCAACUUCAAUCACCAUUUUCAUUUCAAACAGAGAGAGCUCUGAGGAAAUCAGAAUCUGAAAAUGAUCAGAUUCGCGAGACCAAAACCUAUAAUUGACUCAGUGAGUUACAAUCUUCUCCAGAAAUGUUACGCUAGUGGAACCCCCAAAGGAAAAUCGAAGCUGAAGACAGGCCAAUCAUUGAAACGCAACAAACUCACAAUCAAAAAAGGCGGUGGAAACGGCGGUGGCAGAGGUGGUGAUGAGGUGGAUAAGGGAAAAGGAAGAAUCUCAGAUCAAUGCAUAAACGCUCCUUGUCCUGUUCGUUACCUGAGACCUAAGGAAAGAGAGCGAGAAGCGAGACGAGAGAAGCUAGGGCUAAUCAGUAAAGCGAGGCAAAAAGAGAUUGAUUUUCAGAAGAAAGGUGGAUCCUUUACGAUGGGAGUUACUACUGCGCCGAUGAGGAUUGGGACUCCAGGAUUGGAUUACAUUUCGUUAGGGAUUUUUACGGAAGAUGAGUUACCAAAGUAUAAGGUUACAGUGGAGGAUGGGAUUAGACUUGCGAAAGAGUAUAGUAGAGUGCUUAUGAGAGAGCAUAGAGCGAGACGUGUAGCGGAGAUUAGUUUGAUGAAGAUGAGGAACGCUGCGGUUGAGGCAUUGCCGGAGAAUUUGAAGAAGGCGGCUUUAGUGCGUGAUUUGACUCCGUUUCCGGUGAGUCGAGGUACGGCUACGCUUACUCCACCUAUUGAAGGGUAUUUGGAGAGGAUUAUGAAUGCUGCGGCUAGGAAGAGCUCUGGUAAAGAGAAGUUGAGAUGAUCUUGUUAAGGUUAGAGGAAUUUGUCUUUGCGUCAUUGGUUUUCUCUUGUUUUAUUAGUUGUGUUGAUUGGAUUUCGAUCAAUGGAUAUAACUUUGAGACAUUUGUCUUUAUUUUUGUGAUCUACUUGAAAUAAAAUGGUCACUGGCAGUUGCUACUAUAUGAUAGAAUAUUAGUUGAAGCUUGAAAGUUUAAUCUUUUUCUACUUUAUAUUGUUUCAUAUCGGCCUUCUGAGAGGUGAAGUUGUCUAGGAUGUAAAUGGAAUCUUGUUAAACCUCUUUUGUAUCUCUUUCCUUGAUCGUGUUUGC
Molecule: messenger RNA, 1134 nt
Organism: Arabidopsis thaliana (thale cress)
Lineage: Eukaryota; Viridiplantae; Streptophyta; Magnoliopsida; Brassicales; Brassicaceae
Product: copper ion-binding protein
Exons: 1
Coding region: 97-828 (243 amino acids)
Cellular component (GO): mitochondrial large ribosomal subunit
Source: RefSeq, marked reviewed